UUAACAAUGAAUUUUCUUCGGAUAAAGAAGAUAAAUUCACCUGCUUGUCUUGGGGAAAAGUAUAUGACGAGGAUUUGAAUGGCAAAGUUGACACACCUCCACCAAAAAAGAAAAAGAAAUUAUCAACACAAAUUCAGCAAUUUAGCAAAGUUAUCGCUCUUGGACUACAGAAUGGAUCUAUUGCUAUUUACUCAAUUGCUCACGGAGGCAUUGUAAAAACAUUGAGUGGUCUUUCGAUAUCUAAAUUUAAUGCCAUUCUGGCAAUUUCUGAAACGGGUACUAUAAAUAUUUUCAGAGAUGUGAAUUCCCGCUCUCCCGUGCAGUUAAAUAAAAAGAAAAAACGAUUUACAACACAAACGCCUGAUUGUAUAAUUAAGGUUUUAAAUGAAAAUGAUAACACUGUAAUACCAAUUAUUUCUGCAUGUUUCUUGAACGAAAAUGAAAAUGAAGAAAGUGGAUUUAUAAUGAUCGCCAGAGGGAAUACAGUAAAACCUAUUUUUGAAAAAGUGGAAGAAACGUUAGAAACAAAGUUGAAAGAUCUUGAUUUGAUGAGUGUGGAUUCUGAAAUGUCUCAACAAUCAUCUCACGCAUCAAAGUUUAAAACACUCCAAGGAAAUUCUAUGCAGCAAAUGUUAGUUCAAGCAUUACACUCAAAUGAUGAUCAUCUUUUUUGUUUGGUUUUAGAACAAACAAGCCCAGAUAUUGUUAACAACACCGUUAGAAAAUUACCUACAAGGUAUAUCAUACCUUUCUUAGAAAAGGUGAUCACAAGAUUUUAUGAAAAACCUAAAUCCGUAAUGAAUAUGUUACAAUGGAUAAAAGCUGUACCUGAUCUAACUCAUAAACUCUCAAAUUUUUAUCAAGCGUUGGAUUCUCGAUCGGCUGUAUUCCAAAAAUUGUUGAAUUUUCAGGGACGUUUAGAUUUAAUAAUGCAACAGAUAGCGAUGCGGAAAACUCAAGGAGCUGUAACAACAAAUGGGGUUGAAACUGUUUAUGUUGAAAGCAGUAGUGAUGACAUUAGUGAAGAUGGUCUUGAUAUAAUGGAUCAUACAAACGAAUCAAUUAAUGAGGCGUCUGAUUCCGAUGAU
Molecule: messenger RNA, 1088 nt
Organism: Racocetra fulgida
Lineage: Eukaryota; Fungi; Glomeromycota; Glomeromycetes; Diversisporales; Gigasporaceae
Source: the annotation of a GenBank genome assembly